AUGUUUAUCAGAGUGAAACUAGAAGACUUCCUUAAAGGAGAAUGGACCAAGAUCUCCACUACAGUGAAUUUAGUGGAUGUUGUACUGCCUCCAGAGCCCAAGACCAGAGAACAGUUGUUACCAUAUUCCUGUCAGCUCAGACUGGACCCAAACACAGCAUACACACUCCUCUCUUUGUCUAAAGGGAACAGAAAGGUGACCUAUACAAGCCAAGUCCAACCAUAUCCUGACCAUCCAGACAGAUUCACUAACCAUUACCAGGUUCUGUGUAGAAAGGGUCUGUCUGGACGCUGUUACUGGGAGGUGGAGUGGAGUGGGGAGUUGGUUGUUACAGCAGUCUCAUAUAAAGACAUCAGCAGAACAGAGAGAGGUAAUAUAUUUGGACACAAUAACAAGUCUUGGAGUUUACAGUGCUGUAGUGAUGGUUAUUGUUUCAUACACAAUAAUGUUGUGACUAAAGUAUCAGGCCCUCAGUCCUCCAGAGUAGGAGUGUACCUGGAUCACAAGGCAGGUACUCUGUCCUUCUACAGUGUCUCUGACACAAUGACCCUCCUCCACAGAGUCCAGACCACAUUCACUCAGCCCCUCUAUCCUGGGUUUAGUCUCUUUUAUAGUACUGCUAAGCUGGUUAAACUGUAGUUGGGUCCACAUAGAUACUAGUCAUGCUGGUGUAGUCUAUAGCUGAGCUGGUUAAACUGUAGUAGGGUC
Molecule: messenger RNA, 708 nt
Organism: Salmo salar (Atlantic salmon)
Lineage: Eukaryota; Metazoa; Chordata; Actinopteri; Salmoniformes; Salmonidae
Source: RefSeq, a predicted model, not a curated record